Oncorhynchus gorbuscha (pink salmon) is the source of this 2560-nucleotide messenger RNA. RefSeq names its product proprotein convertase subtilisin/kexin type 4-like. Gene Ontology annotation, cellular component: trans-Golgi network; Golgi membrane. Lineage: Eukaryota; Metazoa; Chordata; Actinopteri; Salmoniformes; Salmonidae. Gene Ontology annotation, biological process: peptide hormone processing. Gene Ontology annotation, molecular function: serine-type endopeptidase activity. The record is from RefSeq and is a predicted model, not a curated record.
CAUUAGUUGCUCUUUGUGUAUGGUGUAUGUGUGCACAAUUUACGCAGAAGUCAUCUACACCAACAGUUGGGCUCUAUAUUUAGGUGGCACUCCUGAACAAAUCAACAAGAUUGCAAAGAAACAUGGUUUCCAUAUAUUGGGAAAGAUAUUUCCAGAUGGCAACUAUUACCAUAUGGAGCAACGAGGGGUGGCAAAACAAUCAUUGCAGGCACACUAUUUGCAUAAUCUUCGACUGAAAAUGGACCCUACGGUGCUUUGGUUUGCACAGCAAUCUGGAAGGAGUAGAAAUAGAAGAACUCUCACAGUAACCACUGAUCCAUUUUUCAAUCAGCAGUGGUACCUGGUACAUAGUGAGGCCUUUAAUCAGAAUGUGGUGGCCGCCUGGGCUCGAGGCUACACAGGCAAAGGGGUAGUGGUGUCCAUCUUAGACGAUGGCCUAGAGACAAGCCACCCAGACCUUGCUGAAAAUUAUGAUCCACUGGCUAGCUAUGACAUGAAUGAUAAUGACCCCAACCCAGAGACUCAAUACUCUCUGACCAGACCAAAGAGGCAUGGAACACGGUGUGCUGGGGUGGUGGCAGCGGUGGCAAAUAAUGGGGUGUGUGGGGUUGGAGUGGCAUAUCAGGCCAAGAUCGGAGGAGUUCGGAUGUUGGAUGGACAAGUGACUGACCUGAUAGAAGCCAUGUCCUUAAACUUGAAUCAGAAGCACAUUGACAUCUACAGCGCAAGCUGGGGACCUGAAGAUUUGGGGAGGAAUUUGGAGGGGCCAAACACAUUAGCUAAAGAAGCCUUUAUCAGAGGCAUAAGCAAUGGCCGAGGUGGCUUGGGUUCCAUUUACGUCUGGGCUUCAGGCAAUGGGGGCGCCAGCUUUGACAACUGCAACUGCGAUGGCUACACCAACAGCAUUUACACGUUGUCUGUUGGAAGUACCACCGAGAAGGGAACUCUGCCGUUCUACAGUGAACCCUGCUCGGCCAUUCUAACAACUACCUACGGUGGUGGAAGCUUUCAACACCACAGAAUUGUCACCACUGACCUGCAUCAGUCCUGCACCUCUGACCAUACUGGGACCUCUGCCUCUGCCCCUCUGGCUGCUGGGAUUAUUGCACUGGCUCUGGAGGCAAACCCAAGACUCACCUGGCGUGAUGUGCAACACCUCGUGGUGCGAGCAUCAAGACUGGCAGAUCUUCGAACGCAUGAUUGGCGGACUAAUGGUGUUGGUAGACCUGUCAGCCAUUACUAUGGAUAUGGGCUCCUGGAUGCAGGUAGACUGGUGGACUUGGCCGGUAAAUGGAAAACAGUCAAACCUCAAAAGAAGUGCACCAUUGACCUCAUUACCAGAUCCUUUGAACUCCGCAUGAAACUAACAUUGAGGUGGAAUGUGACAGCUUGUCAUGGCACCAGGAAUUGGAUUCGGUCUCUGGAGCACAUUCAGGCACGUCUCACACUGACCUAUAGCAGACGUGGAGAUCUCUCCAUCACCCUCAUUAGCCCGAAGAAGACAAUCUCCAAUUUACUCACAACCAGGCCCUACGAUAAUACGUCUGCAGGGUUCUCAGACUGGGCCUUCAUGAGUACACACUGCUGGGAUGAGGAUCCCUCUGGAUAUUGGGUUCUACGGAUAGAAAACAACGGAGAUUCAAACAACAGAGGAUUCCUGUUGAAAUUUCAACUGGAGUUGCAUGGGACAGCUGAACGCAUGAUAGGCCGUCGCAUGGAGAGGGCAGUGGUACAGCAGUGUGCAGUGAGGAACUCUGAUGGCGGCUGUGAAGGCAGGCUACUACAUUAUUCAUUCCCUGAAUUUAGUUUACAAUGAAACAGUUGCACACACACUGUCAUUUCACAUUCUGGAAGACAUCUAGGAAAGAGUUACUAACCAAGCAAGUAUCCUCUGUUUAUAGAGUGCAUAUACCCACUAUACGUUUUUGAGAACAGCUGCCUGAUGUCCUGUCCACCUCACUACUAUGUAUCAAAUGGAAACAGCACCCGCUCCUCUCAGAGGUGCUUACCCUGCCAUCGCAACUGCCUCACUUGUUUCGGCAAACAGGACACAAACUGUCUCGACUGCCCUCCAUAUUCCACCUUGGAUUCUCGUCGCAGUACCUGUAGUCCCCCCGUCUACCCCUGGGACCACAAAGGUAAAGUAACAAAUGGCAUGGAUCGGACGGCAGCGGUUCUGGGUAUUCUGAUCGGAGGGCCGCUGGUGAUUUUGUUUGUCAUGUGGGCGAUUGCAUGUAUGGUGAGCAGGUCGUUUCUACCACGUGGUGCUGCCAGGAACCAGGUGGACAUCAGCACCAGUCAUAGCAAUGAUGAGUCCAGGGAUGUGGAGAUGGUGGUAUUCAGUAUUACAGAAAGCCAGGCAGAGAACAGCGAGAGUACAUCUACAUUCACCAACAUUCCCAAUACUUCAAGAGAAACAUGACUCACUUCAGUCAGCAUAGAAUUCAUUAUUGGCUAAUUUCAUGUUGACUAACAGAAACAGAUGAAACAUUUUACAAAUAGCUUUUAUUGUUACUCCAGUAUCAUUCACAAACUUUUGGAUGGAUAAAAUAAAUAUAUG